UCUUGUGUAGUUCAGUCGCAAUAAUAAGUUGUUAAACGUGCAUGCCAUGCCUUCCAACGGGAAAUGCUUUUGUUUUACAUAGUACAAAUAAAAAACAGCCGUAAAUCGGAUAUAUUUUUUUAGAAACAAACGAAUGUUUGCAGAAAGGAGUUGCAAGUCAAUGUGUCCCAUUUUCACCUGAUUUUGGUCAUCGAUCGAAACCAAUCGACCCAGGUCAAUUCCAUUUUAUACAAUAAUGAGUGUUCUAUCCAAAUAUGUUGAUCGUAUUGCUGAAAAAUGUGAACAUAAUGGGCUUACCAAACACGCAUUUAGCUAUGCUCUUGUGACAAGUGCAAUACUUGCACUUACAAUCAAGGUGACUAUUCCUUAUGUGAAAGAUGCACGUACUACAUCUAGCGGAAAGACUCUAAAAGGAAAAUCUAAAGCCAACAAUGGGGCACUUACGCCAUCGGAAACAGAUAGUUCGGAAGAGGAUUUAAAACUGGCAGAGGCUGAAAAGUUGUUAGUUGCCCAGCAGCUAAAAAAAAAGUCUAACAAUUUUAUUGAGCCCGGACUAAACACUGAGUUUAUUAAACAACUGAAAAUGCUGGCAAAAAUAAUGAUUCCGCAAACCUUAUGUUAUGAAACUGGGUUGCUAAGCAUUCAUACGUUUUGCCUGAUUUCUCGCACAUUUCUUAGUAUUUAUGUGGCUGCUUUGGAGGGGGCUCUUGUUAAAUUUAUAGUACGGAAGGACAUUAAACAAUUCGCUCUUGUAUUGCUCAAAUGGUUUGGAAUUGCUAUCCCUGCUACAUUUGUUAACUCUAUGAUACGUUUUCUUGAAAGUAAACUUGCUCUGGCUUUCCGAACCCGACUGGUGCGUCACUCAUAUCGGCUUUAUUUUAAAAAUCAAAAUUACUAUAGAGUUUCGAACUUGGACGGUCGCAUUGAAAAUGCAGAUCAUAGACUUACCGAAGAUAUUUCCGUGUUCGCUAGCUCUGUAGCUCACUUGUAUAGUAGCUUGACUAAACCAUGCUUUGAUUUGAUGCUUAUUGGCUUGGCAUUGAUGAGAUCUUCUAGAAAAAUGAAAGCGAACAUUCUAACGGGACCGGCUUUGUCAGUUGGUGUAAUCGCACUAACAGCCCACAUAUUACGAGUCGUAUCACCGAAGUUUGGACAGUUGGUAUCGGAAGAAGCCAACAGAUAUGGGUACCUUAGACACAUUCACUCCCGCAUAAUAACAAAUGCAGAAGAAAUCGCCUUUUACGGUGGUCAUAAGGUGGAGAUGCAGCAGCUACGGCAGGCAUACAAUCGUCUUGUAAAUCAAAUGACUACCAUAUUUAACCAAAAACUUUGGUUUAUUAUGCUCGAACAAUUUUUUAUGAAAUAUGUAUGGUCCGGUACUGGAAUGAUUAUGGUGUCACUUCCAAUUCUGACAGGCAGUGACGUAGGAUCUGCAAGAACUCGGGACACGGCCAUUACGGAGUCACGAGUUAGCGAACGUACUCAAUAUUUAACUACAGCUAGAAAUUUACUAAUUUCUGCAGCAGACGCGAUUGAGCGAUUAAUGUCUUCUUACAAGGAAAUCGUGUCGCUGGCUGGUUACACACAUCGCGUGGCUGGCAUGAUGGAUGUGUUUGAAGAAACUGCUCAGGGAGUCUAUUGCAAGUCGAGUGUAAUAGAAAACGACCAGUCAAGCGGUAUUAUUGAGUUCCGGAAUGGAAAACCAAUUGCAAAAGGCCGCAUUAUUUAUUCGGAUGAUCCGGAAAAUAUGUCAAUAAACCUACGUGCAGUGCCAGUAGUGACACCCAACUGUGAUAUAGUUGUACCAAAACUUACGUUAUGCAUAGAACCUGGUGUGCAUUUGUUAAUAACAGGACCGAAUGGAUGCGGAAAAUCCAGCUUGUUCAGAAUACUAAGUGGGCUUUGGCCCAUAUACGCCGGAGAAUUGCAAAUACCACGGCCUGUAAAAGAUGUUCCAUGUAUGUUUUACAUUCCACAGCGUCCAUAUAUGUCAAUUGGAAGCCUAUGUGAUCAAAUAAUAUACCCCGACACGCGAGAUGAUAUGAAACGCAAGCAAAUAACUGAAAAUGAAUUAAGAUCCAUUUUAAAGUUGGUCAGCCUAGAACACAUCGCCCAACGUGACAGUUUUGACGUUGUUCGUGACUGGAAAGAUAUAUUAUCUGGAGGUGAAAAACAACGUAUGGCGAUUGCUCGCUUGUUUUACCAUAAGCCACGUUACGCCCUACUUGAUGAAUGUACAAGCGCGGUAUCUAUAGAUGUUGAAAGCUCGAUAUAUGAAAUCGCUAAAGGCAUGGGAAUUACGCUAUUAACAAUAACACACAGACCUACUUUGUGGAAAUAUCACACACAUAUAUUGGAGUUCGAUGGCCUGGGAAGUUGGCAGUUUAGAAAAAUGAACGUAGAUGAACAACAAAAAGAACUAUUUCUUUCGUAGUACCAUCUAAGCUAAGCUCGCGAACCUUAAAAUGCCCUUUAAGAAUGUAUUUGUCAGGCUCCUUCGAUUGACAGUUACAGAAUAGGGUCCUCCGAUUUUGAUAAAAUUAUAAGUCCUCAGAAUAUUAAAUAAAGCGUCUAUAACUUGAUGCAAGAUCAUAAA
This is a messenger RNA of Drosophila takahashii, 2596 nucleotides long. RefSeq names its product ATP binding cassette subfamily D (gene Abcd1). The record is from RefSeq and is a predicted model, not a curated record. Gene Ontology annotation, molecular function: ATP binding; ABC-type transporter activity; ATP hydrolysis activity. NCBI's taxonomy places the organism in Eukaryota, Metazoa, Arthropoda, Insecta, Diptera, Drosophilidae. Gene Ontology annotation, biological process: long-chain fatty acid import into peroxisome; very long-chain fatty acid catabolic process; fatty acid beta-oxidation. Gene Ontology annotation, cellular component: peroxisomal membrane.